This is a messenger RNA of Trichechus manatus latirostris (Florida manatee), 936 nucleotides long. Its product is annotated as olfactory receptor 149-like. Gene Ontology annotation, cellular component: membrane. Gene Ontology annotation, molecular function: olfactory receptor activity; G protein-coupled receptor activity. Lineage: Eukaryota; Metazoa; Chordata; Mammalia; Sirenia; Trichechidae. The transcript has a single exon. Gene Ontology annotation, biological process: G protein-coupled receptor signaling pathway. The record is from RefSeq and is a predicted model, not a curated record.
AUGACAAAUCACUCAGUGGUGACUGACUUUAUCCUGCUGGGCAUCCUGCACACAGAAGGUCUGGAGACCAUGCUCUUUGUCCUGUUUUUGUCUUUCUACCUCUUCACCCUGAUGGGGAACCUGCUCAUUCUACUUGCAAUUAUCUCCUCUACUUGGCUUCACACUCUCAUGUACUUCUUUCUGUGCAAGCUAUCUGUUUUUGACAUAUUUUUUCCUUCAGUGAGCUCCCCCAAGAUGCUAUUCUACCUCUCAGGGAAUAGCUGAGCUAUCUCCUAUGCAGGCUGUGUGUCCCAGCUCUUCUUUUACCACUUCCUGGGCUGCACUGAGUGUUUCCUGCACGCUGUGAUGCCCUAUGACCACUUUGUGGCCAUAUGUUACCCUCUGCGCUACACAGUCAUCAUGAGUCACAGCGUGUUUGCCAUCCUGGCCUUGGGGACUUCAUUUUUUGGCUGUAUUCAGGCCACCUUUCUAACCACUCUCACCUUCCAGUUGUCCUACUGUGGUCUUAAUGAGGUGGACUAUUACUUUUGUGAUAUCCCAGUGAUGCUAAAGCUGGCCUGUGCAGAUAUCUCAGCCCUGGAGAUGGUGGGGUUCAUCAGUGUAGGCCUCAUGCCCCUCAGCUGCUUCCUUCUCAUUCUCACCUCCUACAACUGCAUUUUCUACUCCAUCUUGCAGAUUCACUCUGCAGAGGGUCGACACCGUGCCUUCUCCACCUGCAGUGCCCACCUCACUGCCAUCUUUCUUUUCUAUAUGCCAGUGGUCCUCAUCUACCUGCAGCCCACCCCCAGCCUCUGGCUUAAUGCAACUGCUCAGGUCUUGAACAACCUGGUCACCCCCAUGUUGAACCCCUUGAUCUACAGCCUCUGGAACAAGGAGGUGAAAUCAUCUCUAAGGAAGAUCCUAUAUCAUUUGGGCUUCCUUCCUGAACACCUGUAG